Messenger RNA from Syngnathoides biaculeatus (alligator pipefish), 1131 nucleotides. RefSeq names its product cathepsin S-like. The record is from RefSeq and is a predicted model, not a curated record. The transcript has 7 exons. Gene Ontology annotation, cellular component: lysosome. Lineage: Eukaryota; Metazoa; Chordata; Actinopteri; Syngnathiformes; Syngnathidae. Gene Ontology annotation, biological process: immune response. Gene Ontology annotation, molecular function: cysteine-type endopeptidase activity. Bases 103 to 1086 code for a protein of 327 amino acids.
UUUUCGCAAAGGGGACGAGGACGUCUGCUCACCAGGUCGGUUCAACGCUUCAGCAAUUUUUAUUAUUAUUUCAUUUUUAACGCCCGUGCGGAUCCGGCGGCCAUGUUUCGGAGCCUGCUGUUCGCAGUCCUGUGGGGAUUAACGGAGGCCGACGUCAGCCCUGCCCUGAACGGACACUGGGAGCUGUGGAAGCGGGCCCACAAUAAAGUUUACUCCCACCAGGUGGAAGAGUCCGGUCGCAGGCAGAUCUGGGAAAAGAACUUGCAGAUGAUCAACUUCCACAACCUGGAGACCACGUUGGGCCUGCACACCUACGAGCUGGCCAUGAACCACCUGGGGGACCUGACCGGCGAGGAAGUGAGCGGCCUGAUGACCGGCACCGUGGUGCCCUCGGACCUGGAUCGGAUCCAGUUGAACUUCAACUGGGAGCCGAGCGCCCCGCGGUCUCUGGAUUGGCGGGAGAGCGGCCUGGUGACCGAGGUCAAAAUUCAGGGUUCUUGCGGCUCCUGCUGGGCCUUCAGCGCCGUGGGGGCUCUGGAGGGCCAGCUGAAGAAGAGAACCGGCGAGCUGACGUCUCUGAGCCCCCAGAACCUGGUGGACUGCUCUCUGGACUUCGGCAACCACGGCUGUCACGGCGGCUUCAUGACCAACGCCUUCCGCUACGUCGUCAAGAACGGCGGCAUCGAUUCGGACCAGGCCUACCCUUACAAGGCCAAGCGCGGCGAAUGCGCGUACAAGCCUCAGGACCGCGCCGCCAACUGCUCCGGUUACUCGUUCGUCCCCAAGGGGGACGAGGACGCCCUCAAGCUCGCCCUUGCCAACGUGGGCCCCAUCUCGGUGGCCAUCGACGCGUCGCGCCCCAAAUUCCACUUUUACCACCACGGAGUGUACGAGGACCUGGCGUGUACCCAGAAAGUCAACCACGGGGUGCUGGCCGUGGGCUACGGCACGGAAGGAGGAAGCGACUACUGGCUGAUCAAGAACAGCUGGGGGGUAAAAUUCGGUGACCGAGGUUACAUCAAGAUGGCCCGCAACAGACGCAACCAGUGCGGCGUCGCCCUCCACGCCUGCUUCCCGGUUAUGUAAAUAAGCUUUUUGUCUUUAAUAGUGUUUUUGAAUUAUAUUUACUGU